AUGAGACUACAGGAGCAGGUCGGGCAGCUGAAAGCGGCAAACCGGUUUCACGAAGAAACGAUCAAGGCGCUACGAACAGCUUUGCGGGCGUUCCAUGACACCCAUUCUUCUUCCUCCAGCAGUGACAGAUCGUCAACUGUAGUUGGGCCCACAGCAAAUCUGAUUGAGGCUUCUACAGCAAUACAGACCGAUUACGCCGUUGAGACACUGCUUCGAAAUCCUCAGAAUCCUCAGAAUUCUCAAGAAACCACCACACAUGCAGGAACCUGGUACGAAGAGGAUGGGCCUUAA
Molecule: messenger RNA, 291 nt
Organism: Aspergillus udagawae
Lineage: Eukaryota; Fungi; Ascomycota; Eurotiomycetes; Eurotiales; Aspergillaceae
Exons: 1
Coding region: 1-291 (96 amino acids)
Source: RefSeq, a predicted model, not a curated record